UGUACGGAGAAAUGAAAUACAAACACAUUACUAAUGAUACAGAAAAUACAUUUUUAUAUCGACUGUUGUUGUUAUUCGCUUUGACAGCAAUUUCCUGUGUGCGGUAAGCAUUCGACGCACUUCUUGUGUAUAAAAAGCGAUUCACUAGUCGACACCAAGUCAUUACAGUUUCAAUUGGAUUGAACAAGCAUUUAGAAUAAACAUUAAAGUUAAAAAUGAAGUCAAUUUUAUUUGUUGCUUUGAUUGCUCUUGCAAUUUCAAGCUCAUUUGCCGUUAAAAUCAAGGGUUCGUGUCCAAAACCAGAAAAACCCAAAGUUGAUUAUUGGUACUUUUCAAAUUUCGUACGUACAUGGAAUGUUUACGGUCGCAGCGAUGAAACUAUUCCAAAAACAGUUCAUAAUACGAUUGAUAUUUUCAACCUUUAUCCUGGAAAAGUUGCCAUUAUCGAAAAGGCUGAUACUCGAGACAGCAAUAUAAGAUCACAAUGGGACAAAUACAUGGACAUUAACAUUGGAGAUUUCGAUGGUAAAUCAUAUUAUAAGGUUUAUAACGCUACAUACGAUCCUUAUUCAUUCAACAUCACUACAUCAGAUGGUCAUCGAGGUCAAUUCUGGAUGCCUUAUCUCGAUAAAAAAACAAGUAAUACAGCCGUCUUAGCAAGUUGUGUUAAAAUUGAUGCUUCAACUGUUGAUGUCAAAGUUUGGUUCGUCGCAAAGAAUGGAGCAACGACAGUUACCCAAGAAAUUAAGGACAUUGUUAAAUCAUUGACUGGACAAGAAUUAAAAUCUGUCUGUCAAGGAAGCUUCUGUUGAUCGAUUUAACUGUUGUACUGGAAAACAAUUCUGUCCAAUUUCAUUAUAUCUAAGGUUGUAAUCAACU
Messenger RNA from Tetranychus urticae (two-spotted spider mite), 879 nucleotides. RefSeq lists its product as uncharacterized. Lineage: Eukaryota; Metazoa; Arthropoda; Arachnida; Trombidiformes; Tetranychidae. The record is from RefSeq and is a predicted model, not a curated record.